UACAAUACAAGGGAGAGCACAAGAAGUCACAGCAGAAUAUUUAUAUUUUUAUUUAUAUUGUAUUGGAAAACCUGCUUUUGAAGAUAAAGCAUUAGUUAAACAAUAUGGGGUACAUUUAAUUUUCCAGAAGGGAACGUACUCUGUAAGCCCCAAUGCCUGGAAGGGUGCUGGGGAAGGACCAUACGAGUUCUGCCACACUUCAACAAGGUAUAGCAUAUAGGGUGUUUGGAUAACUGCAUGGGUCAAGAUGAAGGGACACAGUCAAGAGAUUAAACUAAAGCAGUAAAACUGACACCAAAUUCGAUCUUAGAGUGACAGAACACACUGCCUGGAACUCACAUGGGAACACCUGACAAUAUCCAAGGGCAAGUCCUGCCUGAGCAACUUAGUGGCCUUCUAUGAUGUAGUGACUAUCAGUUGACAAGGGCAGAGCUACAGAUGUCAUCCGUCUGGACUUCUGUAAGGCCUUUGACAUGGUCCCCGACAACAUCCUUCUUUCUAAAUUGGAGAGAUAGGGAUUUGAUGGAUGGACUGUUCAGUGGGUGAAGAAUUGGCUGGAUGGUUGCACCCAGAGAGUGGUGGUCAACAGCUCAAUGUCUGGAUGGAGUCCAGACUCUCAGGGGUCUGUACUGGGACCAGUACUGUUUAAUAUCUCAUCAACAACAUAGUGGGAUUGAGUGCACCCUAAGCAACUUUGCAGAUGACACCAAGCUGAGUGGUGUGGUUGACAUGCUUGAGGGAAGGGAUGCCACCCAGAGGGACCUGGACAAGCUUCAGAAGUGGGCCCAUGUGAACCUCAUGAGGUUCAAAAAGGCCAAGUGCAAGGUCCUGCACCUGGAUCAGGGCAACCCCUGGUAUCAGUACAGGCUGGGGGAUGAAGGGGUUGAGAGAAGCCCUGCCAAGAAGGACUUGGGGGUACUGGUGGAUGAAAAGCUGGACAUGAGCCAGCAAAGUGUGCCCAGAGCCCAGAAGGCCAAUUGUAUCCUGGGCUGCAUAAAAAGAAAUGUGGCCAGCAGGUCGAGGCAGGUGAUUCUGCCCCUCUGCUCCACUGUGGUGAGACCCCACCUGGAGUACUGCACCCAGGUCUGGAGUCCUCAGUUGAAGAAAGACAUGGACCUGUUGAUUUUUAAACUAAAGGAGGAUGGAUUCAGAGUAGGUAUAAGGAAGAAAUUUUUUAUGAUGAGGGUGGUGAAACACUGGAACAGGUUGCCCAGAGAGGUGGUGGAUACCCCAUUCCUGGAAACUUUCAAGGUCAUUUUGAGUGGGGACUGAGCAACCUGA
This is a messenger RNA of Falco peregrinus (peregrine falcon), 1281 nucleotides long. RefSeq lists its product as uncharacterized. NCBI's taxonomy places the organism in Eukaryota, Metazoa, Chordata, Aves, Falconiformes, Falconidae. The record is from RefSeq and is a predicted model, not a curated record. Bases 559 to 1272 code for a protein of 237 amino acids. The transcript has 3 exons.